GACAGCGAUCACAAUGCGGUUGGUGAUGAAUGUGACAGUGAAAUUGAUAGAGAUGACGAUGGCGUCAUAGAUGACAUUGACAACUGCGAGAGAAUCUACAACCCAGACCAAGCCAACAACGAUGACGACAUAUACGGUGACGCUUGUGAUAAUGACGACGAUAACGAUGGGAUCAUAGAUACGGAGGAUAACUGCCCCCUUGUGCCUAACAAAGACCAGAUGGACUCCGAUGGAGAUGGGGUUGGCGACGUUUGCAAGCUGGACAGUGAUGGGGACGGUAUAUUCGACUCGGAGGACAUGUGCCCAUACAACAACAGAAUCAGCGCCACGGAUUUCAGCAAACUGCAGACCAUAAAUCUCGAUCCUGUCGGCACGAAUCAACUCGAUCCGGAGUGGGUCGUUAAAAACAAUGGCUCUGAAAUUUUGCAGUCACUCAACAGCGAUCCAGGCGUGGCUCUCGGUGUUCACUAUUUUGGCGGACUAGAUUUCAGCGGUACGUUCUUCAUAAACACCGAAGAUGAUGACGACUAUGCUGGCUUCGUAUUUGGAUAUCGGAACGAUCGUCGAUUUUACGUGGUAAUGUGGAAAAAGGAGCACCAAACCUACUGGAAGCAGGAACCCUUCCGGGCAGUCGGAGACGCGGGGGUUCAAAUAAAGGUGGUGCACUCGAUUGAGGGCCCUGGCGAGAUGAUGCGGAACUCCCUGUGGCACAGGGAGGGCAAGGAAGAUGAGUCGAGAAACCUUUUCAACGAUGAGAACAAAAUAGGCUGGCAGGCUAAAACCUCAUACAGAUGGGAGCUCAUGCACAGACCUAGCAUUGGCCUCAUCAGGUUUCGUCACCUAUUUACAUUUUUAUUAUUUUAUUAUUUUUUAUUAUUAUUAUUUUAUUGGUUUUUUGUCCUUAUUUAA
Messenger RNA from Helobdella robusta, 909 nucleotides. RefSeq lists its product as hypothetical. Gene Ontology annotation, biological process: cell adhesion. The transcript has 8 exons. Lineage: Eukaryota; Metazoa; Annelida; Clitellata; Rhynchobdellida; Glossiphoniidae. Gene Ontology annotation, molecular function: calcium ion binding. The record is from RefSeq and is a predicted model, not a curated record. Gene Ontology annotation, cellular component: extracellular region. The annotation marks the transcript as partial.